This is a messenger RNA of Rotaria socialis, 369 nucleotides long. NCBI's taxonomy places the organism in Eukaryota, Metazoa, Rotifera, Eurotatoria, Philodinida, Philodinidae. The record is from the annotation of a GenBank genome assembly.
AUGCUAAAACAUUUCUUAAUACUACUCUUUCAUAUAUCUUUCUUAGUAUCAAUUACUGAAGGCAUUUCAUGUUAUAAGCAUACUUCAUGUUCACCUAAAGGAUCUUGUAUAGUCGACGGAAACAAAUAUCAAUGUUCAAAUGCUGAACUAUUCUGCUUUAACAAUAAUAUUUUUUUCGAUGUUGCUGAACGUGGUUGUGCUGACACAUCUACGUGCAAUUCUAGUAUACCAAAUCCUGGGCGUUUUUGUUGUAAUACAGAUUAUUGCAAUCAAGCUAUUUCAUCUGUUCAAAUAAGCCGAUCGAUUCUAUUGGCAUCUAUAUUUAUUAGAGUUUUCGUGAUUAAUUCUCUAUCAAAAGCUUUUAUAUGA